Molecule: messenger RNA, 968 nt
Organism: Aspergillus novofumigatus IBT 16806
Lineage: Eukaryota; Fungi; Ascomycota; Eurotiomycetes; Eurotiales; Aspergillaceae
Exons: 3
Coding region: 318-968 (216 amino acids)
Source: RefSeq, a predicted model, not a curated record
GGAAGGUCAUCAUAUAUGCGAAUAUCAUUGGGCAGGUGACGGCCAUGGCGCGGGUGCUUGGGUGUGAGGCGUAUUACAGUGAGCAGUUGGACAAGGCCGGGGUGCUGGCGCGGUUCAUGGGGGCCAGCCCCGUGAUCGCCGCCACCAGCGCGUUAGGCAUGGGGGUGGACAUCCCUAAUAUCCGCAGCAUCAUCCAUAUUGGGACCCCCCGGAUGUUACUGGAUUACGCGUAGGAGAGUGGCCGGGCUGGGCGAGAUGGACAGCGCAGUGAGGCAAUUAUUAUCCAGCCAGCUGGGUGGGAUGCCCUAGCUCCAUGGAUGGAGGGCGUCGCCCAUGAGGACCAGGAGCGGGUUGCUGAGUAUAUGGGGGUGGUGGAAGGCAUUGGGUGCCGCUGGGUCGUGUUAGAUCAGUAUUUGGACGGAGUGGUGGACGGGUAUCAGCGGCGGUAUUGCCAGGAUGCGGAUCCUGGGGAGCAGAUAUGUGAUGGGUGUGAUCCCAAUUGGGCAGAGCCGGAGGUGGAUCCAGCCAGGGUUGGUAGUAGCCUAGUGCUGGGUGAGGCAGCCCCAGAGGCCCCAUGUGAGGCAGGCAGCGAGGCAGGCAGUGAGGCAGGGAGAGAGGCACCCCAGGCCCCAGGAAGGUCAUGCAUGAGGCAGGCAGAACAGCAGGCAGAAAGUGAGACAGGUAGUGAGGUAGAUAGUGAGGUUAAUAGUAAGGCAGGCAGCAAGACAGCGAGUAAGGCAGGCAGUGAGGUAAGCAGUGAAGCAGACAGGAAGACAGGCAGUAAGGCAGGUAGUAAGGCAGGCAGCAAGGCAGGCAGCGAGGUAAGCAGCAAGGCAGGUAGUAAGAUAAGCAGUAAGGCAGGUAGUAAGGUAGGCAGUGAGGCAGGCAGUGAAGGAGGUAGUAAGGCAGGUAGUGAGGCAGGCAGCAUGAUAGGCAGUAAGACCAGCAGGAAGAACCCAGUAAGAUAG